CCUCUGUCGGCAGGUACCAGUGCCGCGCGCUCUGAGAGAGAGCUUGUGUCCAGAGUCGGUGGCAGUGAAGCUUCCGUGUGGAGCGAGGAGAGACAGACUGGACAAGAGCUGAUCUGGGUUGACGUGCUUAUGUUGAGUGAGACGUGCCAGUGCUUUGAUAGAAUGUAGUGACAGUGAAGGGAAGGUGUAGAUAGGCGUUCGUUUGCCGUGAGAUAUUUUAGCGUGACACGUGUGCAGCGAAUUGACGUGGUCGCCUCUGAAGUCCGAAGUAUGCAAGAAUUGAGUUGAAGCGAGUCUCUGCACUUCUCCCCAGCUUGGAAGAGUGACUUCCGUCCGUACGUGAUCUGCCUAUCGGACUGCUCGCUGACCUACCUGGCUGCUCUCUGCACCAUCCACCCGUCCCGUGGUCCACCAGUCACUAUGGACGGCCUGGCCACCGCCUCGCGCUACGUACGGACGUUCGAGUUCAGCAGCGCCGGAGAGGCGGGCGCGGCAGUCGACGAGGCGCCGCUGGUACUGCGCGCUCUGGUGCCGGAGGUACUCAACCGCAGCUACGGGCUCUACACGUGGCCGUGCGCGCCCGUGCUGGCCCAAUACGUGUUCCACGAGCGGCGGAGGUUCGCUGGAGCGCACGUGCUGGAGCUGGGAGCCGGCACGGCACUGCCGUCUAUCGUGGCCGCCAAACUGGGAGCGCGUGUGACCGUGACCGACUGCGCUGCGGCGCCGCAGCUGCUGGCCAACUGCCGCCGGGCGCUGGAGCUGAACGCCGUACGUGCCACGGUGCUGGGGCUGAGCUGGGGCCUGGUGAGCCCCGAGCUGCUGCAGCUCCCCCCGCUGCAGUUCAUCCUCGGCUCGGAUGUGUUCUAUGACGAGCCUCUGUUCGAAGAGGUCCUGCGCAGUGUGGCGUUUCUACUGGAGACCAGCCCGCACGCAGAGUUUGUAUUCAGCUACCAGGAGCGGAGCUCGGAGCGUUGCCUGGAGCCGCUGCUGGUCAAGUGGCGGAUGCAGGCGCGGCAGGUACCGCUGGCGGAGUUUGGGGCAGAUGGACCGGCGGUGGCGGGCUCGGAUCUGCCCGGCAACCACAGCAUUCAGCUGUAUGUGGUGACGCUGAAACAGUAGCUUUGUACAGUAGCUUAGCUUUGAAACAGUAGCUUUGCUGAGACAGUAGCUAAGACGGACGGCGGUGAGGUGCUGCUGGGGAGAGAUGUGAAGAAUGUGUCUGUGUCAAUACUGUUGAGUUGGCUUUCCGCGAGUGCAGACAUUGGUAGUGGGUGUGGCCAGCAUUCGAAGCAGAAGUUCGGCUGAUUAUAGUGCAGAUGGCGCUAGCUGUAACGUCGACUCGCCGAAGCCGAGCCAGUGUCGUUAGCUCUGGACAAUGGAGUUGAAAUGUGUGGAUAUGGUGACAUCGUUUUGGUUAGGAUAUGCAAGGAUAUCAUAUGGUGAGUUCUUUGGAAGACGUAACGGUAGGCUGAGGGUAGAUCUGCAGUGUUCGAUUCGGGACCAUAGACUAUUGAACCAUAUCAACUGGCAUUGUAGCUGACCUGAAUCUUCUGAAACUGAUAUUCAGAUAGUUACUGAUGUGACAAGUGCCUUGACUUUGGCUAUUUUUGAGCCAUAACGACUUGUGUAUGUUUGAGGAUGUCUUAAACGCGAACUGUGAACGGAAUCCCCAGUUGUUUUGAUCCGUGACUGAUGUUUGUUCUGUCAAUUCCGAAGUAUUUACUCAUCGACCCAUUCCCUGCAUUUUUGGGGGUGGUGGUUGGCUGAUUUGUGCUAGUUGCUACCAUGUGUUACUUCCGUGUUAUGCCACUAUGAACUACCACGUGCUACCGCAAUGUGGGGCAGUAACAAUGUGCCUUAUAGUGAAUUGACUUCAUCUGUGCCUUUUUACAUAUCGUAGUGACAUACGUGCGCUCCUGUUUUUGCUCUGGUGCUGGAAGCUAGACUCGAGAUUAAAAUGUGCUAGCUUUGUAACUUCAUUGCACUUCUACUUUUCCUAUUCGCUUCGUAGCGUUGUCGAUAGAUUUAGGUGUGAGUAGGCAUUGGGAAGAUUCUUUUACAGCGCUGUUAAGGAUUAAGAUGCGAUUAGGCGAUGUGAAAAUAAUUCGUGAGCUGCUUUUGUUACCAUACCAUCGAUGUAGAAUUCGAAUGACCUGCAGUUUUGUCAUUUUUCACUGCCAAUACAUUAAAAGUUUACUCAA
Molecule: messenger RNA, 2201 nt
Organism: Amphibalanus amphitrite
Lineage: Eukaryota; Metazoa; Arthropoda; Thecostraca; Balanomorpha; Balanidae
Product: methyltransferase-like protein 23
Exons: 1
Coding region: 421-1119 (232 amino acids)
Cellular component (GO): cytoplasm; nucleus
Source: RefSeq, a predicted model, not a curated record